AUGAGGCUUACCUCGGUUCUAGCGCUUCUUUCUACAUCAGACGCGAUGCAGUUCGAUUUCGAGGAACUAAAAGCGUUCUUUCACGAUAGCUUGGGAAUCGACGCUGGCGACUAUUUUGAAGAAAACGCCCAAAUUGGUACGCAGCUGACAUCAGCAAAUAGCGGAUGCAAUACAGAGAAUCUCCAAAAAAAAGGCACUCUUGAAUGCAAAAACUACGAUCUUGCCGCUGACGGAUUUGUGGAUCACAACACGGUUUGCAAUUGGAAGUGUCUCGAAGAGGGGAAGAUACUCAAGAGCAAGGGCCAGCUGACUUGCGUGGAUGGACAGUGGGAGGGCACUCGCAGCCCGAACUGCGUGGAACCUUGCGCCUGGCGCGCUCUCAAGCUCGCAACUUCGGCCGAAUGGAAGACGUGCAAAGAAGACGACAGCUUCGGAAUGCCGUCCUAUGUUUGUCAGCCCUUUGAGACAAGGCGAGCACGCGCCCGCUGCAGCUGUAGAGAUUCCAGAAAAAGUGGAAAGUGUGAGUGGAAAGUAAAGCAAGCCUGA
Molecule: messenger RNA, 546 nt
Organism: Oikopleura dioica
Lineage: Eukaryota; Metazoa; Chordata; Appendicularia; Copelata; Oikopleuridae
Source: the annotation of a GenBank genome assembly